AGAGAGAGAGAGAGAGAGAGAGAGAGAUCAAUCAUCGUGGCGAAGAUGAAUUCCGUUUUCCCCGUCGACGAAAUCGGCGACUCCUACUGGCAGCCGCCGCCGCCGCCGUCGUCGGCGGCCGAUCCCGCACCGGGGGCGAUGGGGAGGAGCCAAUCGGAGUGGGCGUUGGAGAGUUUUCUGGCCCAGGUGACGUGCUCCGGCUCGAUCUCUCCUUCCGCCUCUUCGAUCGCGCCGCCGCCGACCCCGGGGCGGCCGGGGGAGGGAGGCGUUCUCGAGGACGUCGUCGAGAUCAAGAAGCCGAACGGCCAGCUCGCGCAAUUGAACCAGCCGCAACCGCCGCCGCCGCCGCAGCCGCAGCCGCAGCUGCAGCCGCAGCCGAAGGUGCCGGUAAAUCCGGAUGACAGCCACGCUUUCCUCAAGAGUCGGCUCGAGAUGGCGUGUGCUGCCGUCGCUCGCUUUAAUGAGGGAACCAUGAAGCCAGGAGAGCCUAUUGGUUAUCCCAAGAUGCCGUUACAGGCUUCAAUUUCUACACAGUCAGACUUCCAAGCUGAUGGUUCUGGUCAUGGUGUGCCAAUACCACAAGGUGCAGAUAGUGGAUCAUUAGGCAUUUCAGCCUUACCCACCAUACAAAGAGAUUCGGGUGUGCAUGUUAAGCAAACAACAAGUGAGUCAUCGAGGGAGGAUUCAGAUGAUGAAGAAUUUGAAGGUGACACGGGAACCACUGAAAACAAAGAUCCUGCUGAAGUCAGACGCGCCAGAAGGAUGCAGUCAAAUCGGGAGUCAGCUAGGCGAUCCAGAAGAAGAAAACAGGAGCACAUGAGUGAACUUGAAAACCAGGUUGGCCAACUGAAGGUUGAGCACACUGGACUACUGAAGCGUCUCACUGAUAUGAACCAAAAGUAUGAUGUAGCAUCAGUUGACAACAGAAUUUUGAAAGCUGACAUUGAGACAUUACGAGCAAAGGUGAAAAUGGCUGAAGAAACAGUCAAGCGGGUUACUGGAAUCAAUCCACUUGUCAUCGCUAUGUCAAAUUUGCCUAGUUCAGACAUCCCAUUUGGGAGCAGCCCAAUGGAUUCAUUCACAACUGCUGCUACGCCGAUGCAACCAAAUGCCGACCACUUCUUUCAUCAUGCAGCUCCUAAUAUAACCUCUAUCAAUCCGCAUCACCCAAGAUUUGACAGCAGUGGCUUCCCCAGGAACAACCCACUUCCAGUGCUCACAAACAUACAAGCCGAUGCCAUUUCAAACAAUGUGGCUCCCGUUUCAUCGAUGCAGGGUGUUCCCGGGGCCCCCGGGGCUAUUCCUGGUUGGAGCUCAAACAUUCCUCCUCCAUUGGCAAACACUAACAUUAAACAUAAGUAGACCCCGCCUGGCAUCAUUCCUUUGUCAGUCGAUAGAAUCUGCUGAAGUAUCUCUAUCUCUACCUGUACUUCUGCAUGCAUCUGGAUUGUCAAUGCAUCUUUUAGGGUGUGCAACUAAACUUUAGUCCAGCUAAGGAGUAUGUCAUCUGGUGUCACACUAUGUUAUGUAGCCUAUGCAUUAUAAAAUAGGAGGGAAAAGGAGGAGCAUUUGAUGGAAGUUCUCGCGAAGCCUUUUGUACUUGCGGGAUCUUCUUGAAGUGCAUUAAUUGCUAAACGAUGUCCGGGGUAUUGAAGCAGCAGGUUCAUUUAUAUGCCUGCCUUUUCAUUACUCUUAAGUGCAAUCGCUCGGUUUGGUUUGUGAAGGCUGGCCCCCUUACCAUGAAAUAAUAAGGAGGUAGCGAUCACCAUUGGGGUCUAGCUUGUACUUCUAGUUUGUGUCUGAAGGAAAUUUCCAAGGUUCCUCUUAACAUUGUCUGGUUUAGCUUUCCUAAAGAAAGUUUUCCUCUCUCA
This is a messenger RNA of Eucalyptus grandis, 1871 nucleotides long. Its product is annotated as light-inducible protein CPRF2. The transcript is spliced from 6 exons. Bases 46 to 1362 code for a protein of 438 amino acids. NCBI's taxonomy places the organism in Eukaryota, Viridiplantae, Streptophyta, Magnoliopsida, Myrtales, Myrtaceae. Gene Ontology annotation, molecular function: DNA-binding transcription factor activity. Gene Ontology annotation, biological process: regulation of DNA-templated transcription. The record is from RefSeq and is a predicted model, not a curated record.